Bactrocera tryoni is the source of this 5449-nucleotide messenger RNA. RefSeq names its product carboxypeptidase D (gene svr). The coding region runs from base 906 to 5222 and encodes 1438 amino acids. The transcript has 13 exons. Gene Ontology annotation, biological process: proteolysis. Lineage: Eukaryota; Metazoa; Arthropoda; Insecta; Diptera; Tephritidae. Gene Ontology annotation, molecular function: zinc ion binding; metallocarboxypeptidase activity. The record is from RefSeq and is a predicted model, not a curated record.
CUAUUUGUAAGCGGUUGACUUUUGCCGCCGCCGCUGAGUCGUGUCGGUGACGCCGACAAGUAGUUCACACGAUUUACGGCAUAAAUCAGCAGCGAGUCAUUGGUUUUCAUUCAGUUUGUGCAAAACGAGCGGCGAGCUAUGCAGUGAUAUAACAAAUAAACGCUUGUUGACGCUAGAAAAUUGGUUCCUCUUCCCCCCGUCGAAGACUACAGCAGCUGGUUGGUGGUUGAUAAACAAAGAAAAAGAUAAUAAUAAUAUUGUAACCGAGUGGAAAUCGUGCAGCCGUACUGGAAAAGGAAAAACUGUAACGUCGCACAAUUGGGAAAUGAAAAUUACAUAGUUGCAAGCAAGCAGAAGGCUGCAGUUGGAAAAAUCUGUAUUGCAGGCUGAGAAACACCACUACAGCAGAAUUUUCAGCUUUCGGUGCUGCGCCAGCAGCUCAAAGCGAACGCUCUCAUGCCAAACGCCGCAAAAAAGUAAAGUCGUGCGAAAAAUUUUCACUUUGCUGAUAACAACUGCUGCUUGUCGGAAACUAGUGGUUGCAGCGACGUAAAAGGUUGUGCGCAAGCAAAAAAAUGAUCCUGCCUAGCUAUUGAAGUACAACGCAGAAAACCAUACGCAUACCAACAGGCGCUGGCAGCAACUAAAAAUAGACACAUCCUCAAACUUAAGGGAGAGCAAUCUGCACCGCACACAACACAACUCCCACACGCGCUUGGCAUUAGACGCCUACGCGUUCCAGUUUGCGUCGUAGAGCGACGAAACGCUGAAAGGCACAUCGUGCCCGAAAAGCCUUAGCAGUGCAACCUUGCGUCUCGCUGCGACAGUAAUAACGAAUUUGGUAUAAAAGCUGCCACCAGCUAGCUACUUAACUAACGCUCAUCACUUGUCAAUUUCACGUCAAGAUGUUCACACGCUGUCGCCAGCAGCAGCACCAGCCACAGCUGUUCCUCGCCUUCACAUUAGCUUUGCUCCUGUGGGCCGCCUUAACGCAAGCAUUUGUCAUUAAGGAUGACGAGUCCUUUCUACAAUCGCCCUACUAUCAGUCGCAGGGCGAAAUCGAGGACAUGUUUGCACGUUUCGCCAAGACAUUCCCGGAGAAUGCGCGUGUCGAGACCAUCGGCCGUUCGCUGGAGGGUCGCAAUUUGGUGGUCUUGCAGAUCGGCAAGAACGUGCAGCAACCACGCACACCGCUCACGCCCAUGGUCAAAUACAUUGGCAACAUGCAUGGCGAUGAGACAAUUGGCCGCCAGCUGCUUAUCUAUUUGGCACAAUAUCUGCUCUACAAUUAUGAGACGAACUUGGAGGUGGCGAACCUGGUCAACACCACCGACAUAUAUCUGAUGCCGACAAUGAAUCCAGAUGGCUACGAGCGAUCGCAGGAAGGUAAUUGUGAAUCACUUCCGAAUUAUGUUGGUCGCACCAACGCAGCUGGCAUCGACUUGAAUCGCGACUUUCCCGAUCGCCUGGAAAAUCAACAAGUCACACAAUUGCGCUCGCACCGACGUCAACCGGAGACGGCGGCCAUCAUUAACUGGGUGCUCAGCAAGCCGUUUGUCUUAUCGGCCAAUUUCCAUGGCGGCGCAAUUGUGGCGAGCUAUCCGUAUGAUAAUUCAAUCGCCCAUCAUGAAUGCUGCGAAGAGAGUCUCACACCGGACGAUCGCGUAUUUAAGCUAAUGGCUCACACCUAUGCCAACAAUCAUCCGAUCAUGCGAGAGGGUCACAGCUGCAAUGACACCUUCACCGAUGGCAUAACAAAUGGCGCACACUGGUAUGAGUUGAACGGUGGCAUGCAAGAUUUCAAUUACGCCUACACAAACUGCUUCGAAUUGACCAUUGAGUUGUCGUGUUGCAAAUUUCCAACUGCCGCUACGCUGCCCGCCGAAUGGGCGCGCAACAAGCGCAGUCUACUGCAGCUACUGAAACUGGCCCAUGUCGGCGUUAAAGGUCUGGUUACGGACGCUAGUGGUUAUCCAAUCACUGAUGCAAGCAUUGUGGUCUCCGGGCUGGAGGAUAAGCCGAUACGCACCACGAAACGCGGCGAAUAUUGGCGUCUGCUCACACCCGGCUUAUACAAUGUGCAAGCAUUGGCAUUUGGCUAUCAGCCCAGUGAGCCGAAACAGGUGCACGUGACCAACGAGAAUAGUGAGGCGUUGCGCCUCGACUUCACACUGUCGCCGCUCGAGACGAAUUACGAUGGUGAUUUCCGCAAAGUGAAAGUGGAACGGUCCAAAGCGCCUGCGAAUGACGACGAUUUCCUGACGCCAACCAAAUUUGAGCAUCACAACUUUACGGAAAUGGAAAAAUAUUUACGUAACAUUGCCGAGUCAUACCCUAGCAUUACCCGUCUUUAUUCGAUCGGUAAGAGUGUACAGCAACGUGAUCUCUGGGUUAUGGAGAUAUUCGUCACACCGGGUCAACAUAUAGCCGGCGUACCGGAGUUUAAAUAUGUCGCCAAUAUGCAUGGCAAUGAAGUGGUUGGCAAAGAGAUGUUAUUACUACUCACAAAGUACAUGUGCGAACGCUAUGGUGUUGACGGGCGCAUCUCGAAGUUGGUAAAUACUACACGAAUGCAUUUCCUCUACAGCAUGAACCCCGAUGGCUAUGAAAUAUCACACGAGGGUGAUAAAUCAAGCGGCGACGGGCGUGGUAAUGCGAAUAAUAUCGAUUUGAACCGUAACUUUCCCGAUCAAUAUGGCACAGACAAGUAUAAUGCGGUGACCGAACCGGAGGUGGCUGCAGUCAUGAAUUGGACGCUUUCGCUACCGUUUGUAUUGUCGGCAAAUCUACAUGGCGGCUCAUUGGUGGCCAAUUAUCCAUUCGAUGACAACGAAAACGAUUUCAACGAUCCAAUCGCCCGCUUACGGAUGGCAACCACAAUGGGUCGAAAGCUUAAUCCGACGGAGGAUAACGAGUUAUUUAAACAUUUGGCUUCGGUGUACGCGGAGGCUCAUCCCACAAUGCAUCUCGGCAAUCCAUGUCCCCUCUUCAAACACGAAUACUUUCCUAAUGGCAUUGUGAAUGGCGCCCAGUGGUAUAGCGUGACGGGCGGCAUGCAGGAUUGGAAUUAUAUACGCGCCGGCGUAUUGGAACUGACACUCGAGUUAGGCUGCGACAAGUUUCCAAUGGCCGAGGAGUUGGUAAAUUAUUGGCACGACAACCGCGAGCCACUGUUGAAGUUUAUCGAGCAAGUACACUACGCCGUGCAUGGUACGGUCCGCAGCUCUAUCGGCUCGGCUAUAGCGGGUGCGGCAGUCCGACUAGAUGAGGCCAAACAUGCCGGUUUCAGUGGUGUCAACGGCGAUUACUGGAAGCUGGCCUUGCCAGGCAGACAUAACAUUACAAUAAUAGGUGAUGGUUUUGCGCCAUAUCGCGAGGAAGUCGAAAUACCAGAAGACACACGUGAGAUGCGCCUGGAUGUGAUCUUGAUGCGCGACGAUCCACAGCAUUGGUCUUCGGCAAAUGAUUUCCGUGUGAUUGAGAAUGUGGUGAAGACGCGCUAUCACAGCAAUCCAGAGAUUCGACAACGUUUAGCUGAAUUCGAAACGCGCAGUGGUCAGAUUGCGUCUUUUGGCUAUGCGGAAAGCGAAUUCGGUAUCUACUACAACUCUAUUAAGCUGACAGCUGAUAUCGGUGAGCCUGAGGAGACAAAAUAUAAAAUUCUCAUUCUGAGUUCCUUCUUCGACACCACCUCGCCGCUGGGUCGUGAAAUCACUAUGAAUAUAGCGCGACACAUACGUGAGGGCUACAAAAUACGUGACACCAGCACCUUGAACUUGCUCGAAAAGAGUGUACUGUACUUAUUACCGUUAACUGAUAACUUCGAUGUAAUCUUCAAUAUGUACAACAGAAAUAACUCGCUCUGUGAUCCCGAACUGGGUAAUGAGUUAGCCGAUCGUUUGCUCAGCCCCGAAACGGAGAAGAAACGCGAUUUGCUUUUGCAGUUUUUAGAUAGCGAACGCUUCGAUCUGGUGUUAACCUUUACUGCUGGCAGUUCAGAUUUAACUUACCCCAAAGGUGAACCAAUCAUCGAGAAGCUCGCACAUUCCAUUAAAGACAGCGAGUUCAGCACACUGCCGCAUCAGUGCUCGCUCACCAGCACACGUUCCCUGCAUCAGGCCACAACGGACCGACUUACAAAUCUUCUCUACAAAAUGUACAACAUACCUCUCUUCAGUUUGGGGCUCUCUUGCUGUCGUAUGCCAGUCCAAUCGGAGAUCGCCGGCAUUUGGCGCAAAAAUAUCGACAGAAUUAAGAACUUCCUACGCCUCAUCGAAACCGGCGUAGAAGGUCUGGUGCACAACGACAAAGGUGAGCCACUACGCAACGCUUUCGUGCGUCUCAUCGAUCAUCACCACGUCUACAAUGUUACACGCAAUGCGGCACGUUUCCAAAUCAUUCUGCCGCCUGGCGAAUACGCUUUAGAAAUUAGCGCUCCUCUUUAUGAGUCCGAAGUGAAACGUGUGCUAAUCACACCGCAACAGGUCAACAACAUGGGCGUGGUGAAGUUGAACGCCUUUACGCUGCUCACCGGUGUGAGCGAAGUGCAUCGCUUGGGCGGCGACAAUGCGGGUAGCGCAACUGCACUUAACACGCAGACAGCGACCAUCUCCGGCUUCGUUCUAGACACCAUCAAUCAUCCCGUGAAGCAUGCAAAGGUUUCGAUCGUGGCACCACACACGCGCAACUAUCUGCGCAAUUUCACCGACAGCUUGGGCGCCUACAGCAUAAGCGGUGUGCCGCUAGGCGAGAUAACUCUGAAAGUGGAGGCGCCGCGUCAUGUGAGCACUGAACGCGCGGUGCAUGUAGAAGGUGGAGCAGUGCGCGGUGUCAUUUUCCGUCUGAAUGUCGACGAACAUGUGUGGGGCAUGCCACGUUGGCUGUUCAUCUUGUUCGCCAGCAUCAUUAUUAUUGUUACCAUGAUACUCUGCUUCUUGUGCGUGCAAUUCUUGUUGGCCCGUCGUCAUCGCGCCGACAAACGCUACUACAGCUUCUCGCUACUCCCGCAGAAGGGAAAAGAACUGUUCGAGGAUGAUGGUGAUGAUGGCGAAACGGAGCUGUUCCGCUCACCCAUCAAAAAAAGCAUGUCCAUAAAACCUUACUAUGACGUCGAGGGACUCGAAAUGGCGCACAGCGAUGACGAUGACGACGACGACGAUUUUCGAAAUGAUUUCAACGAGGAUAGCGGUGAAGACGUUGUCAUGUUGGAUAAACGAAAAUAAACUGUGAUUAAUAAAGAAAGAAAAUAACGAAAACAACCAAAACAUGCUGAUAGUAAUUAGUGCAAGCAGAAAAGACAACAAUCCACAUUUGCAACUUAAUUUAAGACAAAGUACGUACUAACUCUGAUUUACAUGCUAAAUUAUAACUUAGAUUUGCAAAUAUUUGAAAUAUUUCCGCACAGAAAAUUUAAUAAAUAAAAUGUACGAAAAGUAAUCAUUUUACCAAA